AUGGCCGCAACCACAGAGCCAGAGUUCUCCAAGAACGACCUCGCGGUAUCGGCGUCCAAGUCCUCCUCCAAGGAUCUCGAACCCACGGUCCUCGAGGGCGACACCCAGCAUCUCCCCUCAUUCGAGCACGAGAAGCGACUAUGUUGGAAAUUCGACAUCCGGAUCCUGCCCACGCUGGCCGUCAUGUACCUCUUCAAUGCGCUCGACAAGGGCAACCUGGGCAACGCGAAGACGGAUGACAUGGACAAGGACUUGCACUUCAAGAACAACCAGUACAACAUCAUGCUGUCCAUCUUCUUCAUCCCCUACGUCCUGUUCUCUCCGCCGAUCGCCAUGAUCGGAAAGAAGUACGGCCCCAGCAAGGUCCUGCCAAUCUUGAUGUUCUGCUUCGGGUCGGCUACACUCUUGAGUGCCUGCGUGAAGAAUUGGGGUGGGAUGAUGGCUUUGCGAUGGUUCCUUGGUAUGGCCGAGGCCGCUUUCUUCCCGCUCGUCAUCUACUACUUGACGACUUUUUAUCGACGAGGCGAGCUUGCUAGACGUCUGGCUAUCUUCUAUGCCGCUUCGAACAUUGCCAACGCUUUCUCUGGACUGUUCGCCUUUGGAGUCUUCCAUAUCAAGGCUAAGCUUGAGGCAUGGCGGUAUCUGUUCAUCAUUGAAGGCACGGCGACCAUUCUUUUCUCGUUCUUCGUCUUCUGGUACCUUCCCAAGUCUGCCUAUGAGGCCAAGUUUUUGAACGAGGAAGAGAAGAAGCUGGCUUUCACCCGAAUCCAAAUCGAUUCCUCUUCGGUCGUUGGCGAGAAGUUCGUCCUGAAAGAUUCGCUUCAAAUCUUCAAGCACCCCUCCACGUAUGGCUUCCUGCUGAUCGAAAUGUGCCUCGGUGUACCAAUUCAAUCCGUUGGCCUCUUCAUGCCCCAGAUUGUAGGACGCCUGAAGUUGGGCAAGAUCAAGACGAACCUGUACACCGUAGCGCCCAACAUCGUCGGCGCAUGCGUGUUGAUCAUGCUCGCAUUCGCCAGCGACUUAACGAGACUGCGCUUCCCCUUCAUCACGCUCGGCUUCACGCUCACUUUCAUCGGCUUCCUGAUCUACGCUGCCAUUGACGUCGAGCACAACACCCAGGUCGCCUACUUCGCCUGCUUCAUGAUGACCUGGGGCACGUCUGCACCCUCCGUCCUCCUCUCGACUUGGUACAACAACAACGUCGCCCACGAGGGUCGCCGCGUCACUCUGACCAGUAUCGGCGUCCCGCUCGCCAACCUCAUGGGCAUCGUGAGCUCCAACAUCUUCCGCGAGCAGGACAAACCUGACUACAUCCCCGCGCUCGCCACCACGGCAGCAUUCGGCGCGACGGGCGCUGUGAUCGCCGCGCUGUUGGGCGUCUACAUGAUCUUCGACAACAGGAGGAGGAACCGCGCGCAGGGCAUUAAUCUGAGUGCUAGGGAUGUCAGUACCGAGAAGCUGAGGGAUGGGCCGAACAGUCCGGACUUCAGGAUUUUAGAAACCUACAUCUUCCUCCGACAAGCCCGCAUUCCCGACACCGCCUCAAGGCACGAGACGUCCGAACAGCCUCCCAUCAUGGCGGUCAAAGCAGUGGUUCCGUUCUUGGUGGCCAUGAUGCUCUUGACGGGUGUCUGCAACACGCUUCUCACUAAGUAUCAGGACAUGCAAUGCGUGAAGAACUGCAACCCCUCAAAGGGCAAGAAGCCCGAACACUUCGAGCAGCCCGUCCUCCAGACGCUACAGAUGUUCAUCGGAGAGAUGGGCUGCUGGCUUGUCAUCGGUCUCUUCUCCGUCUACCAGCGUUACGUCGCCAGCCGCGCCGGAUACGAGAGCAUUCCCGAGGGAGAGGAAGGUGCACACACGCCAGCACUUUCGGAUGAGAGCGAGACGAGAGAGGUUGCGAAUCCGCUCAGGCCUGCUCAUAGUGACCCCGAGGGUCGGAUACCGUUGACCGGUACGAGCAUCCUGCUGCUUGCAUUGCCGGCGUGCUGCGAUAUCGCAGGCACGACGUUGAUGAACGUUGGGUUGCUGUUCACUGCGGCGUCGAUCUACCAGAUGACGCGAGGAGCUCUCGUUCUCUUUGUCGGGUUGUUCAGUGUUUGGUUCCUGAAGAGGCAUCUUGGGUUGUACAAGUGGUUCGCCCUCUUCGUGGUCGUCUUCGGUGUAGCUAUAGUUGGCCUCGCUGGUGCGAUCACCAAGGACGACAAGGCAACUCCUUCGGCGAUCUAUGCGGUAGCAAGAUCGGACCAGGCUUUGAAGACAAUCAUUGGUGUCUUGCUCAUCGCCGCUGCGCAGAUCUUCACGGCGACGCAGUUCGUCCUAGAGGAGAAGAUCAUGGAGAAGUACGACAUGGAGCCGAUCAAGGUUGUCGGAUGGGAGGGCACAUUUGGAUUCCUUAUCACUCUGUUGAUUAUGAUCAUCUUGCACUUCUCUAUCGGGACCGGGUACUUCAACGCGCGCGAAGGGCUGUACCAAAUGACUCAUUACCGGGCGAUUGCUGUGAGCAGCGUCCUGAUCAUGAUCAGUAUCGGCGGCUUCAACUUCUUCGGCCUCUCCGUCACACGCACCGUCAGCGCUACCUCGCGCUCGACCAUCGACACCUGCCGCACUCUCUUCAUCUGGGUUGUUUCCCUCGGCCUCGGCUGGGAGACCUUCAAGUGGCUACAAGUGGUCGGUUUCGCGCUUCUCGUGUACGGCACGUUCCUCUUCAACGACUUGGUCAGGCCGCCGUUGAAGGCGUGCGUUGAGCGCAAGCAUGAGCAGCUACUGCCAGAAGACCCAAUCGAGCAUCAUUAG
This is a messenger RNA of Aaosphaeria arxii CBS 175.79, 2796 nucleotides long. Its product is annotated as MFS general substrate transporter. Gene Ontology annotation, biological process: pyrimidine nucleotide-sugar transmembrane transport. Gene Ontology annotation, cellular component: Golgi membrane. NCBI's taxonomy places the organism in Eukaryota, Fungi, Ascomycota, Dothideomycetes, Pleosporales. Gene Ontology annotation, molecular function: pyrimidine nucleotide-sugar transmembrane transporter activity. The transcript is spliced from 7 exons. The record is from RefSeq and is a predicted model, not a curated record. The coding region runs from base 1 to 2796 and encodes 931 amino acids.